This is a messenger RNA of Ilex paraguariensis (yerba mate), 2065 nucleotides long. The record is from the annotation of a GenBank genome assembly. Lineage: Eukaryota; Viridiplantae; Streptophyta; Magnoliopsida; Aquifoliales; Aquifoliaceae.
CCUCCGAUGUUUGGCGAUGAAAAGCACGUGCGCUUCCGUCAACCAACUCUCUCUCUCCGUAGAUAAGAGCCCCUCUCUGUUCUCUCUCUAGUUUCUACAGAUUAUGAUGAUCCUCGCUGCCUCUUCUUGCAGACUUUUCAAAACCACCAACACAGCUAGGGUUUCAUCUCCAUCUCCAAGAGUUGCUUUGACUUCGUUUUCCUUGGCUAUUAAAGCGAGUGCUCGGAGGUUUCGGUGUGUAGUGUACUGUGCUUCGAAGGAGAGAGGAAUGGCGGAAAUGGUGGAGGAGAAAAAGGAAACUACGGUGGAGGCGGCGGUUGCUUCGAGCUCGGCUUCUGAGACGAGCGAGCUUGGUCACUCUCGUACAUUCCUCGAUGCCCGCACUGAUCAAGAUCUGCUUUUGGGAAUCAGAAAAGAAAUGGAAGCUGGAAGGUUGCCUUUAAAUGUUGCUCAGGGAAUGGAGGAGUUGUACCAGAAUUAUCGAAAUGCCGUUUUUCAGAGCGGAAAUCCCAAGGCGGAAGAGCUUGUUUUGUCUAACAUGGCUGUUUUAUUGGAUCGUAUUUUCAUGGACGUUAAGGACCCAUUUGUUUUCUUGCCAUAUCACAAGGCCAUUCGAGAACCUUUCGAUUACUACAUGUUUGUUCAGAGCUAUAUCCGUCCUUUGAUUGAUUUCAGGGAUUCAUAUGUUGGCAACAUCUCCCUUUUCUAUGAAAUGGAAGAGAAGCUUGAGCAGGGAGACAACAUUGUUCUGAUGUCAAACCAUCAAAGUGAAGCAGAUCCAGCUGUUAUUCCUUUGCUGCUUGAAACAACAAAUCCAAACAUUGCUGAGAAUUUGACCUAUGUGGCUGGAGAUAGAGUUAUAACAGAUCCUCUUUGCAAGCCUUUCAGCAUGGGAAGGAAUCUCUUAUGUGUGUAUUCCAAAAAGCAUAUGAAUGACGUUCCAGAACUUGCUGAGAUGAAGAGAAAAGCAAAUACAAGAAGUUUAAAGGAAAUGGCAUUGCUCCUGAGGGAGGGAUCAAAUAUAAUAUGGAUUGCACCAAGUGGUGGAAGGGAUCGCCCAGACCCUGUCACAAAAGAAUGGUAUCCGGCACCUUUUGAUUCUUCUUCGGUGGACAAUAUGAGAAGGCUUACAGAGCAUGCUGGUGUUCCUGGUCAUAUAUAUCCCUUCGCAAUAUUGUGCUAUGACAUUAUGCCCCCUCCACCCCAGGUAUGUUCUUUCUACUGAUUGACUUCAUUUAUUUCUUUUCUCACAACAAAAUCGAUCUUCACAGGUAGAAAAAGAAAUAGGAGAGAAACGAGUGAUGUCCUUUCACGGGACUGGAAUAUCAGUGGCACCCAAAAUCAGUUUCGAUGAAAUCGCUGCUGCUUGUGGCAACACUGAAGAGGCUAAGGUAGCAUAUACACAGGCUCUGUUUGAUUCUGUCAACCAGCAAUACACCGUGCUAAACUCCGCCAUACAUGGCAGAAAAGGUCUAAAGGCAUCUACUCCAACUGUCUCCUUGUCACAAUCAUGGCUCUAGUGAACUAAUUGUACCUUUUCCAUACCCUGCUACUUUGUAAUCAGAUCCAGUUGACCUGCUUCCCGCUCUCGUUUUCAAAACCUGGAAGCAUAGAAGUCACACACUUGGAUCAAUGGAAGAGCUAAAGAGCUGGAAUUUGGCAUGAUAUAUAUUGCAGACAAAUCUUUUGACACGACUGUAUAGCUCCUCGACUUGAAGUCCGUUUUACCAUUCAAUCUAAAGAAUGUAUAGAAAGGCUUGAUGCUUUCUGCUCAUAUUGCUACUUAACAGUGAGGUGUGCCUCUUUCAUUAAGGUUUUACCGUACUCACUUUUUGACAAAGAUGAAUCCACCAGAAGUCGGGGUUUUUCCAAAGAUUUAUCUGAGGUAAGCUCUGUACAGUUUUUUUCUUAGUUUCUAUGAAUAGUCAAUCUAGUCAUAAAUAAGCAAUCUACAUGUAAAUUGUAUCAAUUUUUGUUUUCAAGAUUUUCUUUUCUUUUCUUUUUUGAAUAUGAAUAUUCUCUAACUUGUUUUAUUUUAUUUUAUUUUCUCUUUUGUGAAAAGCUU